Messenger RNA from Rhipicephalus sanguineus (brown dog tick), 3393 nucleotides. It is a transcript of the gene Ube4A, whose product is annotated as ubiquitin conjugation factor E4 A. NCBI's taxonomy places the organism in Eukaryota, Metazoa, Arthropoda, Arachnida, Ixodida, Ixodidae. Gene Ontology annotation, molecular function: ubiquitin-ubiquitin ligase activity. Gene Ontology annotation, cellular component: cytoplasm; ubiquitin ligase complex; nucleus. Gene Ontology annotation, biological process: protein polyubiquitination. The transcript is spliced from 20 exons. The record is from RefSeq and is a predicted model, not a curated record. The coding region runs from base 152 to 3283 and encodes 1043 amino acids.
CUGUUCUGUUCUCCCAGUGUGCGUGGAUUCACAGGAAUGGCAGUGGGGUAGUGUUUGGGCAGUUGAGCUGGUGCGUGAACACCUGUAACAGCGUCUGUCCUUCCAUAGACUUCAACGAGAGUUUCUGCAACCCUUCAUCGAAUAAACAACCAUGUCGGACUCGGACAUGGCUCGGAACCCGUUCGCGGCCCUCUUCCCGUCCUUGGUGGACGUUCAGGCCUUUGUUCAGAACUCCGCCGAGGUGUCCCCGCGGGAUUUCCCGCUCGCAGUCACCGAGAAGGAUCUCGCCACUCGUCGGAUGGAGUCCAGCGAGAACUCGGCGCCAAAAAUAAUCACCUCGGCGAGCCACGUAAACAGCAGUGCCGUGCCCGAUGACCAGCAACUGCUGUCGGCCACACUCGAAGAUAUAUUCAGGGUCGUCGUGUCAGAUGACAUCAGUUCCAAACCUACCAAGGGUCCCUGCUGUGUCUACCUAGAGACAUUUAGGGAUUCCAAUAAGUGCCUUGCACUUGACAUUCUUGACGAGGUGGUGUUUGAGAGACUCGUCCUAGACGAUCCCCAGCACCACGUUGUCCGCAAAAGCACUAUCGCAAGUGAAACUGCUGAAGCAACGGAGCCCAGGGUUUUCUUCUACUUGUACCAAUGCUACUUCAGGCUACAGAAAGCGGCACCCAAACUCAAGAAUGAAGACUUCAGAACCAUUGAGAAAACGAUUGUAUCCCAAGCAUCGACAUGCCUUUGCCACUGUGACAUUUAUCCCGGUAAAAAGAUACAGGAGCAAGUGUUCUACCUUUUGGAAGAAUACCAUGACAGCUCAGGUCAUCAGGAGCAUCUUGAGCGCUUUCUGCGAAAGUGUGCCAACUCCAUCAAACAGCGCUUUGAUGCUGAGGAGGAACAGGUGUCCUUGCUGGAAGUGCUGUCACAUUCGUUUGACAUCCUACGUGCACGCUUUGCAAGAGUGUCCAUUGCCAGCCGUGACCUCUUCGUGCUGCUCGACAUACUUAGAUACUUCGCCCUGUCCACAUCCACAGCAACCGCCUUGCUGGACUUCAGCACCCCUUCGGACGCGGGUGACCUUCGGAGCUUUCAAGAGAGCUUGCUGGGGUCACCACUGUGCAUUUCGUGCCUGCCACGCAGAGAAGCAGACCCCUUUGAGUUCUUCGACACACCUUCUCAGUCCACAAUGCAAGAGCAUUCCAUCACUGAAAGUAACCUUUGGCUGCCUCUGAAAGGGCUUGCUGCAGAGAUGCACAACAUCUUUUACACCUUGCUGAGGCUGUCCCACGAGACCCGCGACAAGACGCUGACGUGGCUUGGUCAGUGCAUCGAGUCCUGUGCAGACCGAGGCAAGCUGUGGAACAGUCAGGUCUCGGAGCUAUUCUUGACGAUGCAGAGGGGCGACGGCUUUGCUCUGAAUCUGGGCGCUGUAUUGCUCAGGCUGGCGCGGCCAUUUUCCGAGCCCUGUUCUCCGAAGCUUCUGAAGGUUGAUUACCGGUACUGCUCCGUCGAGCCGCAGUCGGAGGAACAGGCUGUGAGCCUUGGCCUACACCUUCGUGGGCUUUCCAAAGAAACGUGCCUUGUGCCUCGGGAAGAAGGCGACAGUGCCAUGAUGCCUGAUACCAGCUUCAACUUCCCGACCGAGUGCUUCUUUGCCUGCCAUCGGGUGCUUAGUCUCGGCUUUCGCGUGGUGCACGAACGACUUGCCAGGCUGAGUCAGGACCUCAACAGAGUUCGCAGAGUAUAUGAGGAGACACGUGCGCAAGGGGGCGAAUCUUCUGAGGUGGGCCGCAGGCUGCAAGAAAACAUGGAGAAAGGCAUGACACGUUUCCUGUCGUUGAAGGCAGUACUGCUGGAGCCGACCUCUCUUGAGCAGAUGUUACGGUUCCACGUGGCAUCGGCCUCUUGGCUCUGCCAUGUGGCCACGGAUCCGGACUUGGACUCGUACCAGCCAUUGACAUUGCCUUUUCCGGAGCAUGGCAACAGCCGACUGGCUCUCGUGCCCGAGUUUGUGGUGGAGAACAUUUGUGACUGCAUCGUCUUUGUCAAGAGGUUCAGCGAACGCAGUCUUGAGUUUGUAGGGCAGGAGUUGGAACACUUGAUGACAUUGGUGCUGGUGUUCAUGGGGAGCCCGCAGCGCAUGAACAAUCCCCACCUGCGAGCACGGCUGGCCGAGAUGCUCGAGGUGCUCAUGACCUCUUCCGAAGAUGACUCCUUCACUGGCAUUGUGCCCUUGAGCAGCAGAAGACGACUGUUCUUGCAGCAUCCAUUUGCAAUGGAACUGUCGCCGACUCUCCUACAUGUGUUUGUGAGCAUCGAGAUGACUGGACAGAGUGUGACGUUUGAACAGAAGUUCCACUAUCGUCGCCCCAUGUACACCAUUUUGGAGAACCUUUGGAACAUACCUGGUCACAGAAACAAAAUGAAGAGUCUGGCUGCUGAAGCAGAAGCAAACAUUGAGUGUUCCACCCCUCCACUUUUUCUGAGAUUCAUCAACUUGCUCAUCAACGAUGCUAUCUUUCUUUUAGAUGAAGCCCUUUCGUACAUGAGCCGGCUACGGGAGCUGCAGCAACCUGGGCAAGCGGCGGAGGCCAACCUGCAGCACCUUGGCAUGCUGGCCCACUUCCACAACGUCAUGGGCACAGAGACCAUCCGCACCUUGGCACGGCUCACAGCCGAGGUGUCCUCCAUCUUUUGCCAUCCCACCAUGGUGGACCGCAUUGCAACCAUGCUCAACUACUUCCUCCUCCACCUGGUAGGGCCACAAAAGAAGAACCUCAAAGUGAAGGACUUCAGUGAGUACGAGUUCAAACCACAGGAGCUGGUGCAAAACAUCUGCAAGAUCUACACUAAUCUCGGUUCGGAGGAUUCCGAAACGGCUCAAGCAUUUUGCAUUGCAGUGUCCAGGGACGGCCGAUCCUACAGUCCCGAUUUGUUUCCACAAGCACAGAAGGUUCUCGUGAAGAUCAGGCAGGGUGCCCUCUCUGUGGCUGUGGGGGAGCUGGCCGAGAAGAUUCAGAAGGCAGCCUCUCAGCAGAAGCAGGAAGAUGAGGCCACCGGAGAUGCUCCCGAGGAGUUCCUGGACCCCAUCAUGAGCACGAUCAUGACUGACCCAGUGGUACUGCCAAGCUCAGGCAUUACACUUGACCGGUCUACCAUAGCAAGGCACCUCCUCAGUGAUCAAACUGACCCCUUCAACCGGUCCCCUUUGACAAUGGAGAUGGUUAAACCAAACGAAGGCCUUAAGAAGAAAAUCCUGGAAUGGAGAGCAAAAAGAAUGCAAUGAUGCUAGCUCAUUUUAUCUUCUGUUAAGUUUUCUAAAGUGUCUAUUGUCAUUCCUUGGUUUUGUUAUCCAUGACCUGUACAUAUUUAGCAGAGAGAAUAAAUCUGUUAAUU